AUGGUCCAGAUUAUUUCGAAUUUAGGUGGUGCUUCAACAGCAUCUUUUGACCCCGUUAUUGUGAUUAAACCCAUUCUAGUCGCGUUAUGGUUCCCCGUGCGACUGGUAUUUAUCUGUCGGUUUGUGGUUGCGAAAGCCGUGCGGUUGAUUCAAGCGAAGAAGCUAUAUGUCCAUUUCCCGGAGGCGGUUAUGUCGAUUAACUUUGGGUUCAUCGCUCAUAUGUGCCUUCUAGUCGGGAUAGUUGCUGGUGCUACGUAUGCUGGUACAUCGGGCCUCUUCGCAGCAUAUCUCGCUGGAGCGAGCAUCUCCUGGCAUGAUGAGUUGUUGAUGACAAUCUCUACGGAUUCUUCUACGGAAGGCAUUGAGUUGCAAGAUCGCUCGACUCAAGACAGAGGGAGCAGCUCCCAGUCGAGCACAACAUCGCGACAGACAGAAGCAGUAGUCAUGAAAAAGUAUCCAACAGGAGAAGAAGUCUUCGAGCGCUUCUGCAAAGAGCCACUCAAACGGGUCUUGAGCCUGCUCUUCUUCGCAUCGAUUGGUUUCUCAAUUCCAAUCACCAAAUGUUCCAAGGAGAAGUCGUCUGGUGCGGCGUAG
Molecule: messenger RNA, 594 nt
Organism: Aspergillus chevalieri
Lineage: Eukaryota; Fungi; Ascomycota; Eurotiomycetes; Eurotiales; Aspergillaceae
Exons: 2
Coding region: 1-594 (197 amino acids)
Source: RefSeq, a predicted model, not a curated record